Messenger RNA from Egretta garzetta (little egret), 934 nucleotides. It is a transcript of the gene PRIM1, whose product is annotated as DNA primase subunit 1. The transcript has 9 exons. Gene Ontology annotation, cellular component: alpha DNA polymerase:primase complex. Gene Ontology annotation, biological process: DNA replication, synthesis of primer. Lineage: Eukaryota; Metazoa; Chordata; Aves; Pelecaniformes; Ardeidae. The record is from RefSeq and is a predicted model, not a curated record. The annotation marks the transcript as partial.
CCCGCCCGCGCCCCCGCAGUGGCGAGGAACUACUUCCAGCUGCGGGAAUUCUCCUUCACACUGCGGGAUGACAUCUACGUGCGGUUCCAGUCCUUCGGCAGCCCCCAGGAGCUGGAGCGCGAGCUGCAGAGGACCAACCCCUACAAGAUCGACAUCGGGGCUGUCUACUCCCACCGGCCCAACCAGCACAACACGGUGCACCUGGGGGCCUUCCAGCCGCAGGAGAAGGAGCUGGUCUUCGACAUCGACAUGACGGACUACGAUGACGUCCGGACGUGCUGCAGCUCGGCCGAGAUCUGCUCCAAGUGCUGGACCCUGAUGACCAUCGCUGUCCGCGUCAUCGACCGUGCGCUUGUGGGUGAGGGUCAUGGGGACCCACGUGGCCCUCGUCUUCGUGUACUGGGGACGCGUCCAGACCACGCUCUGCCCUGCAGCAACGCCCAGACCCCAAACCCCCUGACCUGCCUGUCCCCCCAGCGGGCCGUGGGGGCUGGGAGGAGCUACGCGGACUGGGAGAUCAUGCUGCAGUACUGCUUCCCCCGCCUCGACAUCAACGUCAGCAAAGGCGUCGGGCAUUUGCUGAAGAGCCCUUUCAGCGUCCACCCCAAAACAGGUCGCAUUUCGGUGCCGCUGGAUCUGCAGAAGCUGGACCAGUUUGACCCAUUCGCUGUCCCCACCAUCAGCUCCCUGUGCCAGGAGCUGGAUGCGGCCGGUGAUAACGGGGAGCAGGAGGACGGCGGGGAGACGGAGCCGAAGCGCCGUGCGCGGGACUACAAGAAGACGAGCCUGGCGCCCUACGUGCGGGUCUUCGAGCAGUUUGUGGAGGAGAUGGAGCGUGCCCGGAGGGGAGAGCUGCUCCGGAGAAGCGACCUGCAAGGAGAAUUCUGAGGCCUCGCAGCCGGGGGCCGCGCUGGCAGCCCCACUCCUCGCCCCA